Anguilla anguilla (European eel) is the source of this 3484-nucleotide messenger RNA. It is a transcript of the gene rhoab, whose product is annotated as ras homolog gene family, member Ab. The coding region runs from base 1974 to 2555 and encodes 193 amino acids. The record is from RefSeq and is a predicted model, not a curated record. Gene Ontology annotation, molecular function: GTP binding; GTPase activity. Gene Ontology annotation, biological process: cell migration; small GTPase-mediated signal transduction; stress fiber assembly. The transcript has 5 exons. Lineage: Eukaryota; Metazoa; Chordata; Actinopteri; Anguilliformes; Anguillidae. Gene Ontology annotation, cellular component: dendritic spine; cleavage furrow.
CGCCGCUGUAUUGUAUCGCUUUUAGUCUCAAUUAAAUGUGUAACUGAACUGUAAAAUUAUCUUAGUUUAAAUUUGUAUAACUUGGCCAUUUUCGGCAUUAAACUUAAGUGUACGGUGGCAAGCUAGCCAUGUAACGAACUUCUGUUUUACUUGCCCGGGGCAAGCUGUUUCCGCCCUGGCUAACAUUAGCUCUGCGGCUAGUGGGUGGUAGCAGACAAGAAUUACGUUAAGGUUCGUAGCUAGCUAAUGUUGUGUUAGCUCGUUUGCAAAGGUCAGUGAGUGGCUAGAUAUCUGACAAGUGGCAGUUUACGACUUUCGUUGAAUUCGUAGUUAAGUCGGCUCGCUAGCUAGAUUUCUCAAUCUAGCUAGUCUACUGAAUGGAAUUCCGCAUUAAUGUUUCAGUUACAGUAGUAAGUUAGUUGGCUGUCGUCUAAACUUUUUUGUUUUUCGGUAACUGGUUUUGUUUAAUGUUAUAAAUUUUGUUUAGAGAAUUAGCUAACAAGUAGACGGCAGUUGUCUUGCAAUUUAAUGUUACCUGUAAGAAAAGUCUGCGUUAGACUACCUAAUGAAGUAAUUCCGAUUUAUUGGUAACGACAGAUAACUGGCUUGAUGGCUAAAUGUUAGCUGGUAUUUAUGUACCUUAAUGCUACCUAACGUGGGUUGGGAAACGAGAGAUUAAUACCAAAAUUGAAAGAUGAAAGUUUGAUAUGUGGUGUUAUUUUUGGAAACUGUUAUCUGUACCACCUCACAUAUAUGUAGCUAGCAAUAUUGGCGAGUAAUUUAGGGAUUGUUUGCGGCCGAACAAGGCUGUCCAGUAGCUAAUUUUAUUAGAAGUAUAGGUAGGCUACUAACAUCUGUUGCUACUUGGCGCCAUCUUGAUUCGGAUUUGUGUGCGACUGACUCUCAGACCACCCAAAAUGCAGUGAGAUGCGAAAACUCAGUCAAGAAAAAUGUCCCUCUCCUAUUCAUUAAAGACAACGGCAAGCUUGCAGUUCAUGUUGUCAUGAUUCCAGUUGUUUGCAUUGGAGCGCCUUUUCUCUUGUUGAUGCUUAUUCCGCCCAGACUGUUCUACCAGUGUACGGUUAAAUAGCGGUGUAUCGUACGGCAUCCGAUGAGAGUCGUAGCUAUAAACCCCCUAGUUUUGCUAUGUUAAAAAGUGAAGUGGAGUAAUUGAUUGAAAUGAAUGCAUUUUGAACUAAUUUCGAUUAGGUAUAGGAUGUUUUAGAAUAUCGUAGCGAUUUCUGGGGAGAUAAAUUCAUCUGUACCUACCUGUCUGAACUAAAGUGCGCAAAUUUUGAGAACAGACAGUUAAUAUUAUCUUGAGUUUUACUGGAAUAGGAUAUUGUGCAUUUUGUUAUAGAAAUAAAUGAUGCAUUUUCGUGUUAUUUUUUGGUGACUGGUGUUUAUUUGCAUCUGUGUAUGAUUGUUCCUGGGUAUUAAGAGACUAGUUAUUGUUAGAGACUAGGACUCUAAUUGAAGUUCUACAGGUAAGCAAGUUAAAAUAUUUAGUGAAAUGAAAAAAAUGUGUGAUAUUUUACAUAAGUUGACUUCUGCGCUCGUCUGUUUCUACGAUUGUAGGAACUUGGUUGUAGCUUGCAUUUGUUCCAGAAUGUAAAACAGGAAGCAUUGGCAUCUGCCAAUAUGACCAGAGAAAUAUCAAUUAUUGUUAUCGGCUCCAGAAUUUCCAUAUCCUAUAUAUCUGUCUUUAACACUUCACAAGAUCAUUUAAAUUUAAUUUUAGUUUAAUGUACGUUAUUUAUUCUCUUGUUUAACUUUUUAAACUAUGAAAGCCCCUCUUUUCCAGCCUGUGAAUGUUAUGAAUGAGUUGGGGUUGCAUGGAUUUGAUUGGCAAGCAGUUACAUGACUUGUGUAAGCUUAUUUACCCAGAUUUGCAAGGAACAGUUUGGGCAUCAUAUUAAGGGCCAGUGUACCUGGGCUAGAGCAGUGGCUUCCAAACUGGGGGCAAUAAAGGUAUGGCUGCAAUCAGGAAGAAGCUGGUGAUUGUUGGGGAUGGUGCAUGUGGCAAGACCUGCCUGCUGAUUGUCUUCAGUAAAGACCAGUUCCCUGAGGUCUAUGUGCCCACUGUCUUUGAAAACUAUGUAGCCGACAUUGAGGUUGACAGCAAACAGGUGGAGCUAGCACUGUGGGACACAGCUGGUCAAGAAGAUUAUGACAGGCUCCGCCCCCUCUCAUACCCAGACACUGAUGUCAUCCUCAUGUGUUUCUCCAUUGACAGCCCUGACAGCUUAGAGAACAUCCCAGAGAAGUGGACACCUGAGGUCAAGCACUUCUGCCCCAAUGUUCCCAUUAUCCUUGUGGGCAACAAGAAAGACUUGCGUAAUGACGAACACACGCGACGUGAGCUUGCCAAAAUGAAACAGGAACCAGUGAAGCCAGAAGAAGGGCGGGACAUGGCCAACCGUAUCAGUGCUUUUGGCUACAUGGAGUGCUCAGCAAAGACAAAGGAUGGCGUGAGGGAAGUUUUUGAGAUGGCUACCAGAGCAGCGCUACAGGCAAGAAGGGGAAAGAAGAGCAACAAAUGCCUUCUCUUGUAAGCUGCAUAAAGACUGGAAGCAGGGCCUGGUGUCCUGUUAAGGGGAUGGAUGACAGGAGAACAUUAUGUAAACUCCAGUGGGCCUCCCCAUUCAAGGACUGACUAAUGGGGCAUGUGCUUCUUUUUUUAUCUUUUUUUUUUUAGUCUUGGAAACAUUUUGGUAUUUAAAAUGGGAAGCAAAAUGGAGAACAAAGACAGUUUUUUUUUUUAACGUAACCUGUGAGUAGUUCUCACCUCUCCUGCUUGCCUCCCCAUACGCUGUCAUGUGACCUGCGGAGGUGGUCAGUUGGUGGGGGAAGGGAGUACCCUGUGCCACUGCUUAACCUUUCAGUCUUGUGCACAUGUGCAGGAUUUGAACAGUCUGUUGCCUAACUGCUUAACUUGUAGUUCUUGUAUAAAUAAUUUUUUAAAAGUUUUUUGAAAAAAUAAAGAAGUUGGAACUAAACUGAUAGGAAAAACAUGCUGUAUACAGACAAAUGUUUAUAUAAAUAUUAAAGUUGCAUAUAUGCAUAUGAACGUAUAGGGGCAUAACUGGAAACUGUGUUUGUAAAAAAAUAGACCUGGUCACGUUUGUGUAAUAAAUGCAUUUAUAUAACAAGGCUUGCCAGUUGGAGUGUAAUGAAGAAAUGAAGGGAUCGCUCAAGUGUUUAGAUUAGUAUACCAAGAUUGGAGGGGGGAAGGCCAUCUGUCUACUCAUAGAUUUCACUCCUGUAAUCCCUAUGUCUAACUGGUGCUCAGACACAUGUGCUAUUCAACAAGAGACAGGCUUACGAAGUGUUUAUGUAACAGGCGGCAAAAAAUAUAUUUGUCAGGAGUUUGUGGACCUGCCCCCUUGCAGAGGUUAAAAUUCUACUUUGACAGGUACACAAAAUUGUAUAUUAUAUGCGGUACAUGCAAUGCAUUGAACUGUUUAUAAGUUCCUAAGCUUAA